This is a messenger RNA of Chroicocephalus ridibundus (black-headed gull), 4667 nucleotides long. RefSeq names its product p53-induced death domain protein 1 (gene PIDD1). The transcript has 16 exons. Bases 224 to 2902 code for a protein of 892 amino acids. The record is from RefSeq and is a predicted model, not a curated record. Gene Ontology annotation, biological process: signal transduction; DNA damage response; apoptotic process. Gene Ontology annotation, molecular function: protein binding. NCBI's taxonomy places the organism in Eukaryota, Metazoa, Chordata, Aves, Charadriiformes, Laridae.
CUUUGCAGGAAGUGCCUGAGCUGAGCCAAGCUGUGCCGGGCUGAGCCGAGCCAAACCGCGCACGGCCGGCCUUUCGGGACCUGGGUUUUGUGUGCCAGAGACCGGGUGCAGAGGGGAGCCAUCUUUCCUCCUCCUCCUAGUCCCGGCUGCCUCGUGGUGCUGCCGGUGCCUGCCUGCCUGGCAAGUCAGAGCAUGUCCGGACCCCGUGGACGAGACACAGAAGAUGGCAGAGCUGCUGGGGCUUGGGGACGAGUGCAGGGAGGGGGCUUCGGGGGCUUCUGCAGUUGCUGGCUCCUGCCUUGCAGACAACAGGCUGAACCUGGAUGUUUAUCCUGACGGCUGCCGCCGGUUCCUUCAGCUGUUCAAGGGGCGAAGGGGAGAGGUGGUCCAGGUGGAGUUCCUCCGGCUCAGCAGCAAUGAUCGCCUCCUUGGCACCACGCUGGGCAUCCUUCCUCAUCUGAAGCACCUGAAAUCCUUGGUGCUCAAAGGUGGCCAUGCCAGGGAUGAGUUUGGUUCAUGUCAGCAUGGGUCCUUGACAAACUUGCCAACAAACAUUGGGAACCUGAGGUGUCUCACCCACCUGGAUCUCAGCUUCAACAAUCUCUCCACCUUGCCCAGCUGCAUCCUCCACCUCCCCAGCCUCCGUGUGCUCCUGGUGAGCCACAACAGCCUGGUGGCACUCCCUGAGGACUUCGGCUCUCUGAGCAAGCUGACUUUCUUCUCUGCUAUGAAAAAUCAGCUGAAGGACUUACCUCAGAGCAUUGGGGAACUGGCAGUUCUGCAGGACCUGUAUCUCUCAGAAAAUGCUUUGGAAUUCCUCCCUGAAGAAGUUGGGAAUCUGCACAACUGCACAGAGCUGGAUCUCUCUGGGAAUCGCUUAUCGAGCAUCCCGGACUCCUUAGCCAAUUUGAAGUCUCUGCGGCGACUGCAUCUCCACAGCAAUCUCCUGGUGACAGUCCCUGCCUCGCUUGCCAGCCUGCCCAACUUGUCCAGACUUGAUCUGCAGAACAAUUGCCUCCGUGCUGUCCCCCCUGAGAUCCAGACCUUGCCAUUCGUGCACCUCCGAGGCAAUCCCUUAGGAGAAACUGAGCCAUCCCCGCAGGCCGAUGAAUCCAGUGCCAGAGGGCUACGAAAACUGUUCCUUGCAUCAGGAGAGGACAGCUUUUCUGUCACCUCUGAAGGCUGCAAAGUGGUUCUGGCCUGUGGCAUCCAUUUCUACUUUCCACCGGGGGCUGCCUCUGACCCUCUGCGGAUCUACUUCCGAACCCUUGCACCAGACCCUCAGUGGGUAAAGCUGAGACACCAUGAUGUCCUGCUAAGUGGAGUCCUGGAGCUGCAGCCUCAUGGGGUCAAAUUCCAGCAGGAGGUGCAGAUCAGGAUGCCAUAUGCCUCCCCUCAAACCCUUCACCAGCGUGAAGUGGUAGUUCGGACCUUCAGUGGGCAGAGCUGGAGUGAUCUGAGAACAAGAGUGGAGCAGAAGAGAAAAUCAAAGAAGCACGUGGCUCACUGUAGUGUCCUUCACUUCUCCUGGUUCCUCGUUGUGUCUCGACUUGUGCAAAAUGAAUGCAAAGUGCCAACAGAGGGGACAUUGCUCUUUUCCAGUGUGGAUCCAAACAUCAAAGUGACCUUUCCUCCUGGAGUCACUGAAGAGACUCGCAGUGUCAAGCUGCAGGUGCUGCCGGUCUCUGCAGAAGAGAUGGAGGAAAUCACGGCCGAUGCAGGGUGCAGAGCCAGUCCCCUGCUCUGCCUCUCCCAGGACUCCCUGAUGGAUUUUCUCAGGCCGGUGAGAAUUCAGCUGCCCCUCCCGCCUGGGGUCACAGGGCUAAAUUUGGAUCGGUCAAGGCUGCAUCUUCUCCAUGGCGACCUGGAGGGCCAAACCUGGGAUGACAUUACCAGUCAGGUGGUGCUGGAAUUCACCCAUCUUUAUGCAGUGUUUGAAGUCACCCACUUCUCCUGGUACUGGCUGUGGUACACCACCAAGACCUACAUUGGAGGCAUUGCCAAGAAAGUCUAUGAGCGGCUGCGUAUGUACCAGGUGAACUUCAUUGCUCUGCAGAGGAAGAAGGACCCCGAGCAAGUCCUGCUACAGUGUGUCCCCAAGCACAAGGUUGACCCAGUGCUGAAGAAGCUGCAGGACCGCUAUCGAGGACCUGAGCCAUCUGACAUGGUGGAGAUGUUUGAGGGAGAGCAAUUUUUUGCAGCUUUCGAACGAGGCAUCAGCAUCGAUAUGGAUCGCCCUGACUGCGUGGAUGGACGUCUCUCGUUUAUUUUUUACUCCCACUUGAAGAACAUGAAGGAAAUCUAUGUGACUUCCCCUGUAGACAGGAAAGGCCAAGCUGUAAAAGGCCAGGUCUCUUUCUAUCGAGGGGCAAUCCCUGAGAGCAUCCCUGAAGAUGCCAGCAGGAGGAGGAAAGGACCAGACUCCCUCUGGCUCGCUACUCUGCCCAUCAAAUUGCCUCGAUUGAAACCCCGCUGGGGUGAGAACCCCGGUCCCCUGAAUGGCUUCUCUUUCCCUCCCUUGAACCUGGGCAACGCCGAGACUGGCUACCUGACACAGGCAAACCUGCUGAGCAUUGCCAGGCGCGUGGGAGCUGACUGGCAGACCAUCGGCCUGAACCUGGGCUUGACCUAUCAGCAGAUUGAGCGCAUAGGAUACAAUAACAGAGAGGACCUUGAUAAGCAGAUCCUGGACAUGCUUUUCUCAUGGGCUCAGCAAAACUCGGAGGAUCCUGACUGUGUGAGCAAGUUGAUUACAGCCAUGAAAGAGAGUGGCCGCCAGGACAUUGCUGAUGAGGUUGAAACCAUCAUUGAGCUGGGACGGCAGAAAUACAGGGAGUCCAUCCGCAGAGUGGGCUUGGAGCAGGAGAGCAGCACUGAGGACUCUGCGAUAGCCAUGAUGUAGCACCUAGCACAAAGAACUGGCUUUUUUUCUGGGGUCCCUCUGCGUAUCUGGAAUGACAAUGUCUUGGGGCAGCUCCCACCUCAAGGGUCAGCGUCUUCCUGAGGAGCUGGAUGUUGAUUUACUUGCGAGCAGACUACUGAGCUCUCUUGGGUUUAUGCUUACUUCUGCCAAUCCCAGGCAGUUUAGAGUGCAUGAUUGAGCCUUUUCUGUACUUCCACUUCUUGACUUUGAGCUCUAGAUUUCAGAAACAUGGAGAAAUUCAGAGACUGAAGUGUCUGUCAGUUGAGCAGUGGCUAAAGUAGCCUUUAAUGAAUUAAUACUCAUGUUAUGUAUAUUUAUUUAUAACUUAUUCCCAAAACUGUGUUCUGCUGGAAACAUUGGGUGUGAGCAUUUGGGUCUGUUUGUGCUCCAGUGCUUGAUGGGAAAGUGGAAGUGCAGCUGUGUUAUGAAGGUCUGUGAUGGGUUUGGGACUGUUCAGCUAUUUAUGUUAAUGAUGUGUUUUGCUCACAUGAAAACGUGAACUGUAUUCCACAUGAAAAUAUUUUCUAUUUUCUGCCAAAUCUCUUCCAGUUUCCUCAAGCCCAAAACAAAACCUAAGUAUUUGUGGGGAAAAGAAAAGAAACUAAUUUCUAGCAAAAUUGCUCUUAUUUUUUGGCUUUGCUCCAAAAGUUAUUUUGGAACAAAUAACAUUUCACAUUAUGCCUAAGCUGCUACACCUGUCAGGCUUUUUAGAUGAGACCUACAUGCUGCCAGUCUUCGACAGAUUUCCAGUUUUAUUUUACAAAUAUGUAAAAAUCCAUAACCCUGCUGGUCUGGGAGAGACUCUAAUUUAAGUCAAAGUAAAAUUUCCCUUGCAGUUUCAAAGGGAUAUUCCUCACAUCCUCCCAGUGAAGUAUGCCCAUGUAGCAGUGAAGGUGUGACCCCUCAUGAAACUUGGUGAAAAGCGUGACUUAAAUUUGCAUUUUAAAAACUGGUCUGACCAGCUGUGAAAUGGGCACUGUUGUGCAUUGGCAUGAACUGUGCUGAGCUAACCUCCCAGUUUUGCAGUCUGAACAUCUUGUAUAAGACUGGAAGCGUUUACUGCUUUUUAACUGCUCAGCCACUGACUUCUGAGAUGCCCUUCUCUUCCUGUUCCCCAUCUCAACUACUGACCCACUAAUGACAGUGGGAAAUUUCGUGCAAGCUUUUUGAAAGGCUACUGUCAUCUGUGUAAAUUCAGCUCUUUCAAGACAGCUUUGGAUUCAGCAUAUCCCAGCCUCUGAGCAAUAUUUAAAGGGCUGUUCUCAGUCUGAAAAAUAGAAGUCUGUAUAAAAAUGCCAGGUUGCAACACCCAAAGUCAACCUGGAGCUGCAGGUCUGAGAAAUCCUGGUGUUUUCUUCCCCCUGUGGAGAAUCAUCGAUGGUUUCCCUGAUGCUGUGUUUCACACCUGCCAUCAGUACUAUUGAAAGAGAGGCAUAAAAUAGUUCUGCCUUUUUUUUUUUUUCUUUUGAGGCCAUUCUAACAUCUUAGGCCACAGAGUGAUUAGUAUCCAGUCCAGAGCACUGGACAAGGACUCGUAGACUUGAGUUGUUGCCUUGGGCCUAAGGCCUUCCUCAGAUCUGAUUUCUUCGGCCAUGCUGCCCCUCCAGUCUCAUGUUCGGUUCAAAUCAGCAGUUCUCUUUUGAAUGUAUGUUUUCUCUGGUAGUCUGUGUCAUAUGUUUUUGUCUGUAAUUUUGAUGUAUACUGAUGAGGUAUUUGUUCUUUCCUCCAGUUUUGGAGAGAUGCA